This is a messenger RNA of Propithecus coquereli (Coquerel's sifaka), 1598 nucleotides long. It is a transcript of the gene PEF1, whose product is annotated as penta-EF-hand domain containing 1. Gene Ontology annotation, biological process: COPII vesicle coat assembly. The record is from RefSeq and is a predicted model, not a curated record. Lineage: Eukaryota; Metazoa; Chordata; Mammalia; Primates; Indriidae. Gene Ontology annotation, molecular function: calcium ion binding. The transcript has 5 exons. The coding region runs from base 32 to 856 and encodes 274 amino acids.
CCCCUCGCAGGCUUGUGACGUCAGAGCCGCCAUGACCAGCUAUCCGUAUGGGCAGGGCUGCCCAGGAGCUGCAGGACAAGCUCCAGGAGCUCCUCCGGGUAGCUACUACCCUGGACCUCCCCAUGGUGGAGGGCAGUAUGGCAGUGGGCUACCCCCUGGUUAUGGCGGUCCUGCCCCUGGAGGCCCUUAUGGACCACCAGCCGGUGGAGGGCCCUAUGGACACCCCAGUCCUGGAGGACCAUAUGGCGGUGCGGCCCCAGGUGGUCCCUAUGGUCAACCACCUCCAAAUUCCUACGGUGCCCAGCAGCCCGGGCCUUAUGGACAGGGUGGCGUCCCCCCCAACGUGGAUCCCGAGGCCUACUCCUGGUUCCAGUCGGUGGACUCCGACCACAGUGGCUACAUCUCCAUCAAGGAGCUGAAGCAGGCUCUGGUCAACUCCAACUGGUCCUCGUUCAAUGACGAGACAUGCCUCAUGAUGAUAAACAUGUUUGAUAAGACCAAGUCAGGCCGCAUUGACAUCUACGGUUUCUCGGCCCUGUGGAAAUUCAUCCAGCAGUGGAAGAACCUCUUCCAGCAGUAUGACCGGGACCACUCGGGCUCCAUUAGCUACACGGAGCUGCAGCAAGCUCUGUCCCAAAUGGGCUACAACCUGAGCCCCCAGUUCACCCAGCUCCUGGUUUCCCGCUACUGCCCGCGCUCUGCCAAUCCUGCCAUGCAGCUCGACCGCUUCAUCCAGGUGUGCACCCAGCUGCAGGUGCUGACGGAGGCCUUCCGGGAGAAGGACACAGCUGUGCAAGGCAACAUUCGGCUCAGCUUUGAGGACUUCGUCACUAUGACAGCUUCCCGGAUGCUAUGACCCAGCCCAUCUGCAGAGAGCGGAGUGCACAAGGGACCUUUCCUGGCUCCUUAUGGUGGGAGUAGCAUAUGGACUUCUCUUCUUUUCCUCCCCCUUCUAAGAAAAGAUUCUCCCUUGCUUGAUGCAGCAGUGUUCCCAAAGAGGGUUGGUAAUCCUGUAUCAAAGCCACCAGAUAGUGAGGGGCCUGACCUAGGAGAGGACUGGAAGUUGAAUGGCGCAGCCUUGCAGCAGGAGCAGGAGAUCUCGGUCCUUGUAAUGGAGUUAGUGUCUGGUCAGCUGGGCUCCCGCCUCUAGCUUUCCCCUCUCUGCCCUGACACCAGUGGUAAGUGUUCAUCGUCUUGUUACCAUUGGCACCUGUGUUCCCUCACCCAGGCUGUCCUGUCAGAUGAGCCCAUUUUCUCUAAAGUAGAAUCUGACCAGCGUGAGAGAUUUGCCCGUGGGACCAGCAGCCUGGAUUCUGCCACACCCACAAGUCCUUGUGUGUUAACUUCUAGCUGCCUGGGGUCUCUCCCUGCGCAGGGAGCUCAGACAGUCUGCUCCCUGGACAUCUGUGGCCGGGCUACUGUCUUUGCAGCUUGGACCGCUCACUUGCCUGCCAUGCUCUGCUCGGCUUCAGUCCCCAGGGGACAGUUGUCACCUCCCCCUGCCAAUGCUUUUUUUUUUUUUUUAAAUUCUGGUUUUUUCAUUUGGGGCCAAAAGUCCAUUGAAAUUGUAAGCUUCAAUAAAAGGAUGAAACUCUGGA